Messenger RNA from Cryphonectria parasitica EP155, 2223 nucleotides. RefSeq lists its product as uncharacterized. The coding region runs from base 1 to 1986 and encodes 661 amino acids. The transcript has a single exon. Gene Ontology annotation, biological process: dephosphorylation. Gene Ontology annotation, molecular function: protein tyrosine/serine/threonine phosphatase activity. The record is from RefSeq and is a predicted model, not a curated record. NCBI's taxonomy places the organism in Eukaryota, Fungi, Ascomycota, Sordariomycetes, Diaporthales, Cryphonectriaceae.
AUGGCCGCCUCGCCAACCAAAAACGCAAAUGGAUCAAUACAGGCUCAGGAUUCUACACCAGCACCUGAGAGCUAUGGUCGGUGCUUUCACCAUCACCUGCCCCCUCCUGGAGACGAAUGCCACAAAUUAACAACCUUCCUAGAUGCCAAAGCCACAGAUCCUGACCUGCUCAGGAGCAACUCGGAGAUAAAGACUUUUACCACGAGCCGUUUCACUUAUCCGGCUGUGCGCGUCUUCUUCAAGCCUCACGCACGCCUGGACGAGCUCCCACGAGAUCCGGCGCCCUUACCUCUCCUGGUGUUUAUCCACGGGCUCGGUGGCUCGGUCGCGCAAUUUUAUCCAUUGCUCACUAGCCUAACGCACAAUUCGUCAUGUCUGGCUGUGGACCUCCCAGGAUGUGGUGUCUCGGAGCUCGCGCCGACUACAUGGGGCGCCUAUACCAACGAGGCGCUGACCGAGCUGCUGGACGUAAUUAUCGAUGGUUAUCGCGACAAGAAUGCAGGGCAAGGCAUUGUACUGGUUGGUCAUAGCAUGGGCUGUGCACUUUCAGCACGCCUAGCAUCUCCAGGCUCGAGCAGGGUGGCAGACCAUGUUAUGGCGCUCGUUGCUAUCUGUCCACCAUCUGGUCCCCCGACAGCAGAGCAGGUGAAAACUUUCAGGAAGCUGCUCUGGAUACCAACUCCAGUCUUCAACCUCUGGCGCACCUGGGAUGCUCGUGGAGGUAUCGAGAGUGCCAGCGUGAGGAGAUUCGUUGGGGCUGGGGCAGACCAGGAGUCCAAACGAUCACAGUAUCGAUUUAAUCGUCAGAGCAGGACACCGACCUGGCGAAGAAUGGCGUGGGGUAGCCUGCCAACGUACGAGAAUGGCGUACCAAAAGGGGGUAUCGCCGGUCAAGACAUCUGGGCCACUCUCAAUAUCCCGGUUUUCUUGAUCGCGGGCGGCAAAGACCACAUCACACCGGCCAAAGAGAUCGACAAGAUUGCCAGCUUUCUCAAGAAGGCCGAGGCUUCCAUUCUGCAGAAUGGUACAUCGGGUUAUCACCAAUCCAUCGUGGACACCGCCGCGCCCAUUGACACGUCCGUAGCCUCGAUCCCAGAGCCAAUCAAGAGCAUCACAGAUAUCAGGGAUGAAGACUUUCGCCGAGACAAGAGACGAGGCACUGAGAACGUUGACGAGGAUCUUCACGAGGAUCCAACUACACCACACGAGGCCACAGCAAUCAUCGGUAUGCCUUCGCAACCGCUGCAUCCGGACAAGGUCGUUAAAUCGGUAAUUCUUCCGCAAGGGACACAUGCUUUGAUCUACACGCAGGACUGCUCACAUAUCCUCGCAUCGGUCACUGCGGACUUCCUGUCGCAGCAUGUCACCGGCCGGCUCUCUCUCAGCUGGCAGCUGCAGUACCUCAACAAGGAGGGGAAGUGGGAGCUCAAGAACUUGGCCAAGUGGCAGGGCGUUGCGCCCGUCUCCAAGUCCAUAGCGGGCGUCUUCCGCGCCAUGAAGACCAUGCGUGAGGUGGACGAUGAGCACUCGCCUGCGAAAUUUGUGAGCAAGUGGGGCCGAAUCGUCAAGGAUAUUAUCGACAUCUCCAAGGACACUCCUGUCUACGACCCAGCUGGCCUCGAGAGGGCGGGUGUGCGGUAUCACAAGUUCCCAACGGUCUCCAAGAUACCACCUACAGACGCCGAGGUUGAUCGCUUCGUUGUGCUUGUGGACCGGCUGCGCAAGGAGCAGGAGAUCCGGGCCAAAGAGGAGCAUUGGGAUGAGGAUGCAGAGCACGCUGUGGGUGUGCACUGUCACUAUGGCUACAACCGCACUGGGUAUUUCAUCGUGUGCUACCUGAUCGAGAGGUGCGGCUUUGGGGUUCAGCAGGCAAUUGAUGCCUUUGCCAAGGCCAGACCGAAGGGAAUACGGCACUCCCAUUUCAAGGAUCAGCUAUUUGUUCGAUACUCUGAACUAAGGACACAGGGAGGCCCUAAUGUCCUGUAACGAAAGUGCCAUGGCUACUAAGAUACUGGUCAAUGGAGGACUUGUGAGAGAACCGAGGGAAACGGCGUACGAGCACAGGCUAAGUCGACGGCGUCAAGCACAAUGGUUCUUUAUCUGUUUGUGUCAUGAUAGCGUUCGUCCAAGACUUUUCUUCUUCUCUUUGUCUACUAUGUAUAAGUGCAGACUAUAUACCCUUGGGUCCUUCGACCCGCAAACUCUUUGUAUUAUAUUGUCUUC